Pleuronectes platessa (European plaice) is the source of this 2131-nucleotide messenger RNA. It is a transcript of the gene rpf1, whose product is annotated as ribosome production factor 1 homolog. Gene Ontology annotation, molecular function: rRNA primary transcript binding. Gene Ontology annotation, cellular component: preribosome, large subunit precursor; nucleolus. The coding region runs from base 114 to 1187 and encodes 357 amino acids. The transcript is spliced from 9 exons. Gene Ontology annotation, biological process: maturation of 5.8S rRNA; maturation of LSU-rRNA. Lineage: Eukaryota; Metazoa; Chordata; Actinopteri; Pleuronectiformes; Pleuronectidae. The record is from RefSeq and is a predicted model, not a curated record.
CCACCACAAGUCGAUCACCUCGUGUCCCCCGGAAGUGAAGGCACGAGCGGACAGCCAGCAGCAGCACACGUGAAAACAGAAAAAAGCAAAAUAAGAGAGACCGCCGACACGAGAUGGACGUCUCAGAGGUCCCAGUUAGUCAGGUCGACAGCGGGACGAAAUGGAUGAAAAGGACACCGAAGAAGAAGAAUAGGGGUGGAAAUGGAGAAAAGCGCGGACCGCAGAGGAAGGUGGAGGAAGAGGAGGACGAGAAGAAGAUGGAGAACAGCGAGGGAGUCUUUCCCCCAAACUUCAGUGUGUCUGAAAUCAAGAACAAACAGAGGAGACACCACAUGUUCAUGAAGAUAAAGCAGGAGAAGAGGAAGCUCAAGCUGCAGGUGAAGAAAAAGAAGAAAAAAGAAAGGGAAGCUCUCGGUGACAAGGCACCACCCAAAGAGGUCCCAAAGACCAUCGAGAACCAGCGGGUGUACGACGAGACAACAGUUGACCCAGAGGAUGAAGAGGUUGCCUUUGACGAAGGAACUGAUGAGUUUUCUGCUUAUUUCAACGGGCUCACGAACCCCAAAGUGCUCAUCACAACAUCGGACAGACCCAGAGGGAGGACGGUGAGGUUUUGCGAGCAGCUGGCCACGGUGAUCCCCAACGCCCACGUGUACUACAGACGAGGUUUGGCCCUGAAGAGGGUCAUUCCACAGUGCGUCGCCAGGAACUUCACCUACCUCAUGGUCGUCAACGAGGAUCGCAAAAUGCCAAAUGGUUUGGUUCUCUGUCACCUUCCUGACGGGCCGACUGCACACUUCAAGGUCAGCAGUGUUCGACUUCGGAAGGAGAUAAAGAGACGAGGUAAAGAUCCCACAGAACACUCUCCAGAGGUGAUCCUCAACAACUUCUCCACGCGCCUCGGGCACAGCAUCGGCCGGCUGUUCGCUGCUCUCUUUCCUCAAGACCCCCAGUUUAUAGGACGGCAGGCGGCCACCUUCCACAACCAGAGAGACUUCAUCUUUUUCAGAUUCCACAGGUACAUCUUCAAGAAUGAGAAGAAAGUUGGCAUUCAGGAGCUGGGACCACGCUUCACCCUCAAACUGCGCUCUCUACAGAAAGGCACCUUUGACUCCAAGUAUGGAGAGUAUGAGUGGGUCCUGAAGCGUCAUGAGAUGGAUGCCUGCAGAAGGAAGUUCCAGCUUUGAGCACAUGAGAUGGAUUCAGUUAUUACGAUAUUGCGGCAGUUUGUGGAUUUUACACAAACUGACUUCAUAGUGGAUGCCCCAGAUGCUUUGAGGAAAACCAGCCGUACCUGUGAUUGCGUCACAAGUUUCCCUGAAAAACGAUUUCUCUAAAAGGUGCAUCUGCAAAGACCUUUGGAAAUGAAAUGUAAGACGAGAACGGCGAGGACUUUCACCCGGUCUGCUGUCAGACGCCAGGGAGGACACACGCAGACGCCCCAUCAAUCUGAAACCUCUGACCGGCAUGUUUAUGUGGAAGUUGUGUUGUGUUCAAUUCCUAUGUAACUUUUCUUCACAAGCUGUAUUUAAGUGGCCACAGUAUAACUAACAGGAGUUUCAAGUAAAAUACAAACGUAUUUCUAAAUAUGUGUAUACUUUUAUUAAAACUUUCAACUAUGGAAAUACCAUUGAUUUUUUUUUUUUUUUCUCAAAAUCAAUCAUGAAUGGAAAAACAUGUACAAUUCAAAAGGCACAGUGGGUGAUGAUGUGGGCUAGUUAAUUUAAAGCAAGUAGGUUAAGACAUCUAUUGUGCCCCAUAAGCACCUGGAUUCUGGAUCAGAUUUUACAAAGGCAAGAGUUAAAAAAAAAAAAAUCAUAAGUUAGUCGUUUGUCCCGAAAUUUCCUAUAACUCCUGAGACGAUUCCAGUCCAUGAUGCAGGAUCCUGCAGCUCAGUUCCACAAGGCACCACAAUGUCCAAAACCUGCAGAGGUGGAAUUGCAUUAGUUUUUAAAACUAUAUAGUGUAUGACACACAGACAUGUUAUGUUUGUGGCCUUAUGCAUUGCACUCUAGAGAAAUUAGUUUAAAAAAAAUAAGUUUUUCUCAUGUAUUUCCAUGUACAACAGAUUAGAUGUAAAAUUAUAUCAAGAAUGCUGCAAUAAAUAUCUGAUAAACAAGCAUUAUCUCAA